CAGACGACACGCAGAGAGGCGCCGGGUCAACGCGCCAGGUAGCAACGCCUCAGGACAACCGUCGACGUUCCCUUCGUCGCCGUUCUCGUCCUCACCGCGUCCGUCGUCUCAGCGGCGGGGUGGUGUCGUGAUUCCUCCCCUUUAGAAACAACCGCGGACAACCGCGGCGACACCGGGGGACGACAGCCAUGGGGUCCUUCCACGCCGUCUCCGGGAGCUUCGUUCUCCUCGUGGCCACGGUCGUCCUACUGCCCGCCACGCAUCACACACCGUUUGCAUACGCCGCAACUGCCGGCGGUAGUAUGCUGGGCGACGUGAACAUCUCUGCGAUACUGGACUCCUUUUCUGUCAGUUACGAUAAAAGAGUAAGGCCGAACUACGGAGGUCCGCCCGUGGAGGUCGGCGUCACCAUGUAUGUCCUCAGCAUCAGCUCCGUGUCCGAGGUGAUGAUGGACUUCACGUUGGAUUUUUACUUCCGACAAUUUUGGACGGAUCCACGACUCGGGUUCAAGCCGCGAACGGGCGUCGAGACGCUCAGCGUCGGUUCAGAAUUCAUCAAGAACAUUUGGGUACCCGACACCUUCUUCGUCAACGAGAAGCAGUCGUACUUUCACAUCGCUACCACCAGCAACGAGUUCAUUCGCAUUCACCACUCGGGGAGCAUCACGCGUAGCAUACGCUUAACGAUUACAGCGUCGUGUCCCAUGAACUUGCAGUAUUUCCCGAUGGACCGGCAACUGUGCCAUAUCGAGAUCGAGAGCUUCGGAUACACGAUGAGGGACAUCCGGUACAAGUGGAACGAGGGCCCAAACAGCGUCGGGGUCAGCAACGAGGUCUCCCUGCCUCAGUUCAAGGUCCUCGGUCAUCGUCAACGUGCCAUGGAGAUUAGUCUUACCACCGGGAAUUACUCGCGGCUGGCCUGCGAGAUCCAGUUCGUACGGUCGAUGGGCUACUACCUGAUCCAGAUCUACAUACCCUCAGGGCUGAUUGUCAUAAUAUCGUGGGUGAGCUUUUGGCUAAACCGAAACGCGACCCCCGCUCGGGUGGCCCUCGGAGUAACCACUGUGCUCACUAUGACGACCCUAAUGUCCUCGACGAACGCGGCGCUACCAAAGAUCUCCUACGUCAAGUCCAUCGACGUCUAUCUGGGCACCUGCUUCGUCAUGGUCUUUGCCUCGUUGCUCGAGUACGCCACGGUGGGCUACAUGGCGAAGAGGAUUCAGAUGCGGAAGAAUCGGUUCCAAAAGAUAGCCGAGAGCAUGAAGGCCGCGAGCGAAAAUCCAGGACCGCCGCGCGUACCCGGCGAUCAUGGCGAUCAUGCGCCUAAGCAAACUGAGGUGCGGUUCAAGGUGCACGACCCAAAGGCACACAGCAAAGGUGGGACGCUCGAGAACACCAUAAAUGGUCGCGCCGAUGAAGAAUCGGCGGGCGCGCCGCAACAUAUUAUUCAUCCUAGCAAGGACAUCACCAAGCUCUACGGUAUGAGUAGACCAUGCAUAACGCCGUCGGACAUCGACAAAUAUUCCCGCAUCGUAUUCCCGGUAUGUUUCGUUUGCUUCAAUCUGAUGUACUGGAUUAUUUACCUCCACAUCAGCGACGUGGUCGCGGACGACCUCGUGCUGCUCGAGGAGGCGAAGUAGACGACGACGUCGCGGUGCUCCGAAUCGAGAAGAAAAAAAAGGGCAAAAGAGCGCGCAGAAGCGAGCAUUCUUACGCGUAGGAACGAGACGAGGACCGAUUCGCGAAAGAGGAAGAGCGAAAAGCGGUUCAAGGAGGAAAAAUCGAGGCGCGCUCGGUGACUACUUCAGGACAGGGGUAGUAAAAAGCGGGUAGUAAAAAGCGAACGACAUCCGAGACCAGCCGUACCAGCUCGCGGACCAGAAAGGUGCUCUCAAAACAUACGCUUAGGUCCGUCUCGAGAGCACGGUAACCACUUCUCAACUGGAAGUAGUAGCGGACGAAUAUGGGCAAGCCGUGCGGUCGCCUAGACGCGGAGUAGGACUACUUCGCGAUCACCGGCAAGUAGAAACGGUCGAACGAACUCAGACGCCGCAUCGCUUUGGCGUGGCUUAUCAAACGCGCGUUCUCACUACUUGCGCGGCAUCUGCAGUGACUACCGCAAUUUCAACCGGGCAACAGGCUCCUGUUCGUCAAUCAGCGAUCGGGCACGCGUAAGCCUCGGCUAUCUUCGCUGUACACGAGGCGUCUUCGUUAAAGACUCAAUAUAUAUACAUAAAUAAAUAAAUAUAUAUAUAUAUAUAUAUAUAUAGGUACGUCGCGCGAUAGAAAUGUAUAUGUCGCGAUGCAAGCGGAACGGCAAGCAGGAGCUCAAUCGCGAAGGCGAAUCCACGAGCAUACAUACCAUAAAACAUUGCCAGUCUAGGUAUCUCUAGUUCUUAAACGGAGAAAAUACCUUCGAUAUAAACACUUGUCAAUUUAGCCACCAUUACAUAGUAACAUUAACUAACGCUAAGAACAACACCGAGACUCGUCGGUUUAAAGCGACGAUUCAAUCGAGAGCAGCUUGAGAACGGAAAAAUAUAGGAUUAUCGACGUUCGUCGAGGUCGAGGAUGAAUCGUCGCUCUGACGCCGUCAGCAGCGUUCGCGCGCAGAGAAAACGUAGCGGAAAUCGCAUGGUGGCAUAUGUGCGCGCGUGAAUGCGAAUGAACGAGAGAGAGAGAGAGAGAGAGAGAGAGAGAAUGAACGCGAGUAUAAAAUGUAUGAGUGAUAGUGCGCACGUGGAACGAAAAAAACGGCGGGAAAGUUCAUAUUCCAAACGAAGAAAAAAAAACAAUGUGCUAUCGGAGACUGGUGCGACUUAUUAUCUAAGUAAGUACAGUAAGUAUAUGUAUAUUAACAUACAUACACGCGCGCGUACGCGGCCACGUUAGGUACGCGCGUACACGCAUAUUAGACACACGUGCGUGCACACAUGCGUACGCAGAACGCAGAACGAUCGAUGGAGAGCGUUCUACGCGAGAUCUACAAAGAUAUAACGGCGGGGAAAAGCGGAAGGGGAUAACGCGACGCAGGACGCCCACGACGAAAGCGGCUCGGGUUUCAUGGUAGCGGCCUCACUUCAGCAUCCGCAUUUAUUUGGAUUACGGCCAAGUACGAGCCAGAUCUCUCCUUUCAUUUCGUAGGACUUUUUUACGAUUUUUCACGACGCGACUUUUGUAUGUUUCUGUAUGUGUAUGAAUCGCGUCGCCGCUACCGAAAUCGGUGAACUUAUAUCGUCACUCGUCCCAGGGCGUCUCUGUACGCGUGUACGUGCGUGUGCACAUGGCUCAAUCGGGAGUACUCUUAGCUCGUACUACGUAGUCGCGACUGUUUACGUAGGGAAACUCCCGGGACGUAUAAAUGAUUAUAGAUCGGACGUAAAAACACUCCAAUCAAGUCGAGAAAAUCGAGAGGGACAGCGGACCAAGGCGAAAUGCAGCUCGGUACUUGUAUUUACUUUCGCUUGAAGAAAAGCUCUCGCUAAAGAAAAAAAAUUGAUAUAUAAUUGACAUAUAUAUAAAAUACUCGUGUCGUACGAAUAUGGACAUAUCUUAUUUCAUCGUAUAUUGAAAAACAAUGGCGGAGAAAGAAACCUGAUGAAAAUAAAUCUGUACAACCGCGAUUAUUAUCCUUAAAUAACACUUUAUCUAUAUUGUCUAUGUGACAAUAGCAAGCCGACGCAGCCGCGCUGGAUUUUAUCGAUUUAAUUCGUAGCUAAUCCCAUCGACAUCCUUUAUAGUAUUUAUGCAAGAGAUGAGAAAGACAGUGAAAUAUAAUCGCUCUUAUUUGCGUGGGUUGCUUCACGAGCUUACAACGGUCUUCUUUUUUCAACGUAUUUCGUUGCCCAUGUUUUGUCAAUUUAAUUAACGUUAAUUGCAUGGCGUUCUACUUUCUUCUCGCGGAUGCUGCGCACUCCGCUGCUCGUACUUUCUAAAAUCCUGUUCGCCAUUACAGACCAUCGAUCACUUACACAAAAAGUUUCCAAAACCUAUACACUCGGAACUUUCUUCUUUGCGCCUUUCGUAUAUAAGCUACCUAGUAACCAAGCACUUUCUUUUAAAUGUAGCCAAUUCCUCCUCGACAACGAUUGGAUUAGAUGCCAUCUUUUGCUAUUGUAAUUUUUCCGAUCGUACAUUUUAAUAAUUAAAUUUUAGCUUAAAACUUUAUAUAUAUUAAGCUCUAUUUAAAAUUCACAGAAGAAUAAAGUUUUAUUAUUUAUAAUUUUCUUAAAAAUUUAACUCUUCAAAACUCCAAUCUUCAAGCGCUUGCAAUAUAAGAACAAUUGGGCGACAUUCUUUUUUAGUUGGACUUCUGCUGUUUAUGAUUUAGGAGAAGUGUGGAAAACUUCUCUAGAACAUUUUAUAUACAUAUAUACAUGCAAGCGCUCUCUUUUUACUGGCCUUCUCUCUUGCCCCUCGGACGUAGCGGCUGACUGCAAGCUGGGCCGUGGAAGCUUGCCAUUCAGGAUAUCGACCAGCUGACACGCCCAACCCACCCUCUGACUCUUUCUCAUCCCUUCUGCCGUCGCUCUUACUCUUCCUCUCCCCAUUCUCGUCCUCCAUUCUACUUCGCAAUCGCCAAAUAGUCCGUUUACCAGACGCCACUGUCAGUCGUGCAUUUAAUAAGGAGAUCCCUUGCCUUAGCGCGCUCCGCGAGAAUUCAUUAUGGAAAUAUAUAAGUAGUCCGUAGUUCAGGAUUCUGCCUUGGUCCGCUAUCCAUCUCAGAUAUUCGAGAGAAACGAAAGAGGGAUGGUCAUAUUCGAGCGUCACGUUUUACCAAUGCGAAAACGCUGAACCGUAUGAUUUUUAUUAGAUGACAUUGGUCAAACUUAUCGACUCGAAAAGAGAGAAGAAAAGAGAAUUAGGAAUUCUCAGUAUAAGCGAUUACGUGAUACAUUCGGUCUGUUAAGAUACACUAUAUACCUAAAUUUAAUUGGUAAUUCUUUCGCCGAGAAAAAAAUACUUAAAUUUUACGUAAAAAUCGAAAGAGAAAAAUAUAAAAGCACUUCAAGUCACUAAAUCGUCGAAGCCGUAUAAAGUUGAAAGCACUAGUUUAUAUCGAUAGAUUUUUUUUAAUACUCCAUUAAAUAUAAUUCCCUAAAUAAUAUGAUAAACGUCAUCAAAACGAUAUUCAAAAAACAUCUAGCGAUUGAUAAAUCUCUUAGGUAUGUUAAUGAAAUUUAAAAUCGAUAUCGACAAAUCUGGAACGAAUAAUUCAUGUCUUAUAAGUUAGUAGUAGACCUAAGUGAGCGGAACCAAUUCUAAAUAAUAUUUUUAUUUGGUGCUCAUUUGUUGCUAAAAAGUUGCCAAAGAAAAAAAUUUGUUGUUCUAAGUUUUCUCAAAAAAUGAUGUUCCGCGAAAGGAAGAUUAAGUUAGCGGGACAAUAUACAUAUAGCAAUAAAAUUGCACAUAAUCGGGACAUAUUUUGUGAACAACAAAUUAGCAACAAAUUCUUACGUUAUUGUUAUAUGCAAUUUCGUUGCUAUAUAUAUAGGUAUAUAUAUUGUCCCGCUAACAUAUCUUCCUUUAGCGGAACAUCAUUUUUUAAGAAAGCUUACAGAGCAACAAAUUUUUUUCUUUAGCAACAAAUGUGCAACAAAUAAAAAUAUUAGUUAGAAUUGGUUCUGCUCACUUUGUUCCGCUAACUUAUAAGACAUAAAUAACUCUAGGACCAUAAAUAAGGAGUGACUAAAAAUUCUCAAGUAUCUAUGUCAAUUUUACAUUCCCAUAGCGUGGAUCGUACUUUAGGAUUACAAUUUGUGACCGGUAUAAUUUCGAUUCUUACGUUGUCGCAAAUAAACAACAGCGGUGAUUUUUCAGUGUUCACGACGUCGAAAUUUCGAAUCAGCGAAAUUAUACCGGUUCGGUUAAUCGCUGUACGUACUUUUAACUCUUCCGUGUAGAAGAUUGCACGCGCGCUCCGGCUUUCUCGAUUUUUUUCAGACACCGGCGCGAUUACACCAGACCCGACAGACUUACCAUCUCGCGUAUUCGCGAGAUUCAACCGUGAUAAUUCGCCCAUCGCGGGUACAAUCAACCGCGGCAUUCCGUUCGCGCGUUAAUUCAGCGACUUAUUUCGCUUUCGCGUUUUCCGCGCCGAACACUCGGGCAUCCGGUUCUCAAUCGCGGUAAUCACGCGAUAAUUCGAAUAAUGGCGGCGCGCGAGUUUGUCGUGCGCGAAAAGGCGCAAAUCGCGUGUCCAGCCCUCGUUCGUUUCUUUCUUCGGCUGCGCUCGUACAUAAUAUAUAAGUAUUGAUACAUUUCUCCACGUCCGCCCCAACCGGAAGCGUUGUGUGCAAUUUAUAUAACUGUACAUCCGUUAUCUGCUCGGAGUCUCUAUAAUAACGGGAGAGCGAGAGGGAAGAGAGAGAGAGAAAGAGAGAGAGAGAGAGAGAGAGAGAGAGAGAGAGAGAGGAUCUAACUCGUUUUAUUGUUGUGAUAUAUUCUAUGGUAACUAUAUGCAUUUAUUCGCGCGUAUGGUGACAUAUACGCGUGCCUAUUGUUUACGCUGAAUCUUUCAGCUGGGCGGACAAACGGCGGGAAUUGGCGUGUCCACGAUCAAAGACGGUGGAGAAACUCUUCCUUAGAUAGACAUACAGUUAGGUGUAAAGUAAAGCAAAUAAUUAAAUAAUGUAAUAAUUAAUUAACUUUACGGAUAACGAAAUAAUUAAAGUAAUAAAACGCGUCGGGUGCAUCUCGCGAUACAGAGCGUGCAAGCUUCGAAAUCGCGAAUGAACGAUAUUCCUUUCGAAUGCGCGAUACUAAACUAAUUCAAUUGUUAAUGUAAUGAUGAUCGAUUAUGAACGAUGCUGUUAUAAUUCAGAAUGAUCGAUUACGCAUUAAUUUCUUGAGAAUACAUGACGCGCAUCCGCUGCAAUUUUUUAGAUGCAUUCUUUAUUCAUUUAUCACGUUUAUUCAUUAUGACGCUAUCAAGAAAAUUUUGUUAUUAAUAUGUUAUUUAUAUAAGAUAUUCGUAACGCUCAAAUAAAUUUGUAACAUAUAUACGUUUGCUUGAUCUCAGUAAGUAUUCGAAGUUAGGUAACUUCGCUGAUCCAACGUUGAAGAUUUAGUAGCAGAAAACUCGAUAAUUAAGCGCAUUCAUCUACGAUAAUUCAAUCGCUCAAUGCGAUUUUUUGUGCCGAAUUAUAAAAAAGAAACGCGUGCAGUGUAAGCACAAAUCGACAUACGCACGUUAUAUAUGGGACGCGCCAAUUCCCCGCAGACGUCACAAUCGACCAUUAUUAUUAUUAGUCACUGAAAAAUUUUUAUUACCUUUAUUAUUAUAUUUAUUACCGUUAACAUUAUAAAUGACCGUUUAAAGAUUUACAAUGUUCUUUAUCCUCUGGCAGGAUGACUACUUGCGUUAUCGGCGGGCACUUAUAUCGCGUAUAACAUUACCAAAUAGAUGAAAUCGUUAUAUAAAAACAAAGAGCACCGGCGCGCAGGUAUCUCGGGAUAUAACUCGGGAUAUGACAAGAGAGAGAUACAGAAAAAAAUACACAGAAAUAUUAAUAUUAUAUAUAAAUCGAUCACAUUUUGUAAAUACGAGUUUUAUACAGAGCAUUGUAUUCGUUAAACAAAGAGAGUACCUAUUGCGAAGUAAUAUAUAUAUAUACAUAUUAUAUAUAUACGCAAAUGUAGUGCACACGAAAAUGUGACUGUUCGCACGUAUUUAGGUAAAUCACUUUUAAAAGUAUAGGAAAAAGAGAAAACCAAAGUAGACUGGAAGAACGUCGGGGGCCGAGAAGUUAGUGCGUACGUUCAUUCGUUCGUUCGUUCGUUCGUUCGUUCGUUCGUUUGUUCGUUCGUUCGUUCGUCCGUACGUUCAUUCGCAGCGAAUGUAGGUCAUAAAAAUCGACAAUUUGAUUACUUGCUGACUAUCUACUGCGUAAUGAAAGAUUCGGAGUAUCCUCCGUGAUCGCCGACGAAGACGACCAGAAGAGUCGAUCUACAUACGCUCGUAUGAACUCUUUGACAUUUAUCAUUAUGCGUAGAUAAGAACGACGACGUGAGAAAAUACCACGUGGUCGAGCUCUUUAUCAAUCCAUCCACAUAUUAUGCAUUUGCGAUCAUAAUUGUUCGUCCGCGGACGUAAACGUAAAAAUUGCUCAAAACAUGGUUGUCAAAUCAUCAGCAGAUGUGUACAGGUACAGAGAUCAUGAAUAAUUUAUUUGAAUUUUAUAGAUACAUUCACACAUCGAUAAGACUUUAGUAUUAUAUCUAUACAUAUAUCAACGCGUAUAGAAACGUGAAGAAUCUAUCGCCAAUCGGAAUAAUUUACCUCAUUUUAUCUCACAAUCAGCUAGCAUUAUCUCACUUCAUGAAACGAUCAUAGUUACGAGAAAUUAUCGACAAAACGAACGCUCACGUCGUUCGGUCAUCUUUGUCGCGAGCGAGAAACUCUUCUGGGCGGCACGCAACACGGCAGAAUCGCCAACGGUGUAUGUACUCUGACAAGACCACGACAGUUCAAGCCGCGUUGUAACGAAAACUGCCAACUUCAUAUUGCAAUAUACGUUUUAGUCAAUCGUGGCGAUGCAACCAAAAAAACGACAGGAAACCGGAGCGAGCGGUGCAACCAUUUCGGGUGACAACGAGAAACGUUAAACGCCGAUGUAACUCUGAUCGUGUCGAUUGGUCAAUUUGAAUUACUUCGCGAAAGAUUCGUACAUGUUAAAUUGAUGGAUCGAACAAUUGAUUUAUCAUUGGUAGAUAAGCAAACCGUGUCACCGCUCAACCGAUCGCAUGCGCACAUUCCGUGGACUUUGAUUUUAUAAUUCCAAUUACAAAUUCUAAAUUCCAUAAGUUAGAAAGUUAUUUUUAAUUUAAGCGAGGAAGGCGUGGGCAAAGCAUUAAGAUUGCUCAUUAUUUAACAUUAUUUAACUUUACUUGACAAGUAUUCUAUGAAUAUAAAUAUACCAUAUUGCAUAUAAUGAAAUUCGUUGCGUUAUAUAAUCAUAGAUAAUUAAAAAAUUGUUACGGUGAUGUAGUUAUUUUAUUAUUCGCGCAAUGUUUAUGUCAGCAUCGCGAAUGGCUGUAUAAAUAUCAGAAGUAGUUUAAGUCUUUACGGAAUAAGUAAGCGAACGAUUGAAGCGAGACAUUCUACCAUAUUUAUCAAACGUGGUUACAGAGCGAUAGCGCUACGAAAAGACACGAAGGAAACGAAGUUGAUCGGGAAGCAUUUGGGAGAAAUUGGGGAAAGAGAGGCUUGUGGAAUUGUCGAAACGGAAGAUAUGUGAUCGUGAUUUACUCGUGCCGCAAGCGAGAGACGUGUACGUGAACUAUGGCAUAGCGAUCGUUUGUACUUAACCAGUCCUAAAACGCCUCUCGCUUGUCGCCGGAGAUUCCGCAGUUUCGUACCAACUGCUUCCGAUAUUUCUCGCAACCGCCGUUCACUCGAGAUAGUUGAGAAUUUCGAGCGGCAUCGAAUCGAGAGCUCGACGGAUUUCAGGGAUGCAAUCUUCAGUUAUCGCGGAAUUGAGGUCGUUUCCCUUCUCCGGCGGGGGACUCGCGCACUUGUCAUGCAUCGCGAUCAAGAAUCGCUUCGCGAACUAUCUCGAUCGCUCUCGAGAUCGGUGAGAAAUGCAAAUUCGACGAAAAGUGCGGCGUCCCCUUAUGGGCGAGAGAGAAAGAGAGAGAGAGAGAGGAGAGAAAGAGAGAAAGAAAGAGAGAGGAGUCGUCUGCGUUGCUUCGCGAAAAGCGGGAAAAAAGCGAGGAUCGGCGAACGCGAACGAAACUCUGAAUGAAAGAACGAAGACGAAAGUGUUGGCGCGAAGACGAGUCGUCUCGACGAGAGUACCAAAUUCUAAAAUGUAUUUAAAGACACACGCUAACUGCAUUAUACUGUAGAAACGUAUUCUACGAAAACGUAAACUGUAAGAAAGACAAAUGUAGAUACACAUGUACCCGAGACACGCAUACACAAACACGGACACGCAGCCGUUGCACGCAUACACAACAGGCACAUACACAACAUACACGCAACACGUACCGAACAUCUAAAAAUACCCUCUAGAUCGGGCGAUUAACAUCUCGAGAAGCGAUUAUAUAUAAUUAACGAUAUAUACAUACUUAUAUAUAUACGGCACUUGGUAGACAGGUACACGUACCGAGUAUACCUACACUACCUGCAACUUUCUACUCGGCUGCGACGCCGAUUGUGCGAGGUAAAAAAUAAAGAGUGAGAGCGCGAGAGUGAGAGAGAAUGAAAGAGUGAGAGAAAAACAGAGAAAGAGAAAAGCGAAAAGUCUGACGUAAAAAAUCGAUGUAACGGUGGGGGAAGAGACGUGUAACGUUUGUACGGCGCGCAAUAGUGCGAGUAUACGCAUAAUAGCUAGGCGUAGACUAAUAGGUCCGGAAAUACGAGUGUCUGUCGUAAUCGGGAGUGUAUCCGUUCGUGUAAGAAUGUCCGCGUGUCUACUACACGUACUACGGAAAGUACGUGCGUGAGAAUCUCCGUGGUCUGUAAUUCCCAUUGCGGGGAAGUUCCUGUUCCUCGAGGCAGCGAGACAAAAAGAAGAGGAGGAGGAAGAUUGCGGGGGAGGAACGAUGACGAAGAUGACAAAACAAACUUAUCGAGAUUUUGUAGAUAUUAUAUCCGAUUCGCGCGGGGGCCCCGCCAGAUCUGCCCGAAGCCACGCUGACACUUUUUCCAUCCCCGAAAUACGCACGAAUACAGUCUCGCGAGCGAACCAAGGCUAUGAUAUACACCUGACAGUUUUACCAUCGAGAAUCGUUCUAAGAGCGAUGACCGAUCUCAUCGAGCGCUCUUCCUUUCAGCUCUCUGACUAAACAAUCACUGUACCGACGGUUCCUCUACUUCUAACGGCACAUUUAAAAAAUGUACGUAGUGAAAAUUCGACUGAUUCGCACCGAACGUGGACCUCUAGCGUUUAUCGUAUCUAAAGUAAAAUACUACAAAUGUUUUCUAGCAACAGAAAUAAUUGAUAAUUAAUACUUAUCGACGCGAGUAAAGAUCGACAAGAAAAGAAUUGCAUUUUGAAAUUGUUACAAAUUUAAAGAGAGACGUUAAUUACGAUAGAAUAAUAGAUAAAAAUCGGUCAUUUAGAGAGUAACACGUAAUUUUUAACAAACUUCCUCGCGUUAACGAACGAAAGAAUCGCACUAUCACGAGAGAAUCUUCACCGUCGCUUUUUUUCUUUCUUCGAAAGAAAAGCGAGGCAGCAAGAUGAAAGAGUGAUACCGUGUUCCAAUAAAAACGUCCAUCUUGGAGCAAGAAGGAGAAGGAAAGUCGCUUUGAAAAGAGUAAAACUUUCGAGUGUGCAUCAGCCUGAGCGAAAUCUGACGUAAGAAAAACAUUACCGACGCGUAAAAAUGUGGAAAGCGGAAGAACAUCUGCUAAUAGAGAUGGGAAGUAGGUCAGAUCCCGGCAAAGCGCCCUCAUUUACGAUUAGCCGCGCGCUAUUAAGGCCAUUUUUUGUAAUAUCCGAAUAAAAUGCAUGGUCGAUGAUGA
Messenger RNA from Temnothorax curvispinosus, 11473 nucleotides. It is a transcript of the gene Rdl, whose product is annotated as gamma-aminobutyric acid receptor subunit beta. The record is from RefSeq and is a predicted model, not a curated record. Gene Ontology annotation, cellular component: neuron projection; synapse; membrane. The coding region runs from base 189 to 1640 and encodes 483 amino acids. The transcript is spliced from 10 exons. Gene Ontology annotation, biological process: chemical synaptic transmission; signal transduction; nervous system process. Gene Ontology annotation, molecular function: extracellular ligand-gated monoatomic ion channel activity; neurotransmitter receptor activity; chloride channel activity. NCBI's taxonomy places the organism in Eukaryota, Metazoa, Arthropoda, Insecta, Hymenoptera, Formicidae.